AUGUCCUUGCAGGUCAACUUGUCUAGCAAAGAGAUCAGCGAGGCAUACCAAAACGUCGUUGCUGGCAGAAACAUAGAUUGGGUAAUAUACACAUAUGACAAGGGUGGAAAUGACCUGAAAGUACAGGCCACUGGCAAUGGUGGGCUUGAGGAACUAGAAGAGGAAUUCUCAGAUGGACGGAUGCAGUACGCAUUCGCGCGUGUUAUAGAUCCAAACAGUAAACUGGCCAAGUUCGUACAAAUCAACUGGUGUGGAGAUGGCGUGCCAGAAGCCAAGAAAGGUUUAUUCCACACUCACUCCGGUGCUGUUGCGAAGUUUCUUCGCGGUUCUCAUGUUGUGAUCAGUGCUCGCAACGAGUCCGAUGUCGCACCUGCGCUCAUAAUGAAGCGUGUCGAGGCUGCGUCUGGGGCAAAAUACUCAGCGCACAACGAGCAGGCGCGCAAGUUCGAACCGAUCGCCCCUGUAGGUACGAGCUACACGCCUGUCGGGCGCCCCGACAUCGCUGCCAUGCGCAACGUCCAGCCGCCACCGAGGAACGUUUCAUCGUCUGCGCCUUCAGCACCGAAACCUGUUACGACAUCGACAUUCUCUAAGCCUGCGAUACCCACCUGCUCCGCGCCCUGGAAAGCCCCCGCUGAUGCUUGGGAGGAAGACGCGCCUUCACCGCCUCCGCCUGCUGCCUCACGUCCCCCGGCCAUACCCAGCGCUCCAAGGCCUGCUUUUUCCUCUUAUGUUGGCACGAACCCUGCACGCUCUACUCCUGCAGCUCCUACUACCCCACCUGCCGUCCUUUCCUCCAAUGUUCCUGUUAAACCUGUAGAAGAAGAUCGUAUUGCCCCAGUAGGUACCGCGUGGACCCCGGUCAAACUCACGCCAGGCAGGCUGAAAAAUCCGUUUACACAAUUCGAGCAGCAGCAGCAGCAGCAACAAGCUCCUCCGCCCCGAGCAUCCGCUGCUGGUGGACCAAAGAAACUCACUUGGAGCGAACGUCAAUUGCAAGCGAAGAAACAAGCAGAGGAAGAAGAGAAAAGAAGUAGAGAGGCUUCGUGGCAAAGCCCUACAUCUACAGGCGUAAGCGGCAGUCAGACACAGGGAAGAUUUGGUGCCAAAGUUGCUGCUGCAGCCGUAAGUGAAGAGGAAGAGGCUGCUCCGCCGCCGCCGCCGCCACCACCACCACCACCACCACCACCACCAGCAUUUGCACCUGCGCCCAUUGAAUUGGAAGAAGAGGAAUCGGGACCACCGCCGCCACCACCACCUCCACCGCCACCGCCACCUGUAGCUCAGAUGCAGGCGCUGAGUGUGGAGCCAGAGCCAGAGCCAAUGCUUGCUCCUGCGGGUCAUGGUAUCUGUGCUGUGGUACUGUAUGACUAUGAGGCUACGGAAGAUAAUGAGAUGAACUUGGAGGAAGGCGAAUUUAUUGAGCAGAUCGAACAGAUCGAUGAAGGUUGGUGGAGUGGUGUUAGCCAAGGAGGUGAGAAGAGCGGGUUGUUCCCUGCAAACUAUGUGGAAAUUGUAGAACAAUCUCAGGAAGAGGUUCCACCACCUCCACCACCUCCGCCGCCGCCAGCCCCGGCAACGCCGCCCGCUCCCGAACCUGAACCCGAGGUCUCUGUUACCGAUGAGGGUAUUGUAGCAGUGGCUCUUUACGACUAUCAAGCUACCGAGGACAAUGAAAUAUCGUUCCUUGUGGGUGACAGGAUUGUUGAAAUCGAGGCGGUUGGUGAAGGGUGGUGGCAAGGCAAGAAUCCGCAGGGCAAUAUCGGAAUGUUCCCCGAAAAUUAUGUCGAACUACAAGAAUGAAGAAUAGGCGCUAGCAAUUAUGGCCUGUCUUAUCAAUUCUGAACAACUAUAUGUAUCAAAUGACGAACCGAGCUGUGCCACCAUCGGUGAAAACCACCCCAUGUCCAAACAGCAUGUGCAACCUUCCAAAGAAUAAUUGAUUUUAUUUACACAUUGAUUCAGUCGAUUAGUAUCAAAUGUUAGGAACUUUAUGUUUCAAGACGCCCACCGUCAUCGCAAUUCUCAGUGCGAUUUCUCUUACACCUCUGGCCUCCUCAACUGCUGCGCCAUUGCGAACAGCGCCAGUGAGCUGCCAUUCAACCUGACUGAGCGUGUCGUUUGCGAUUAAUGCAGCAAUAAUGGCAAAUGACGUCUCCUUGGGUGAGAUCACUUUCGAGAAGGAGUGC
Molecule: messenger RNA, 2189 nt
Organism: Suillus bovinus
Lineage: Eukaryota; Fungi; Basidiomycota; Agaricomycetes; Boletales; Suillaceae
Exons: 14
Coding region: 1-1803 (600 amino acids)
Biological process (GO): regulation of actin filament polymerization
Cellular component (GO): site of polarized growth; plasma membrane; cortical actin cytoskeleton
Molecular function (GO): actin filament binding
Source: RefSeq, a predicted model, not a curated record